AAGCACAGACUGUAAUUUAGGUCCAUGCAAAAAGAUAAUGAUCAGCUGAAACUCAUACUUGAUAAAGAAAUUUAAUAUAUUCUUUAUUGUAAACAUAAAAAAUGAAGUUAUUUUGCAUGUAAUGUUGAUGAAAUAUAGCAUAACAAGUGUAUUUUGCUGGAUAAAUUUCAACAAAGGGCUACAAACAGCUCUUUUGAUAUAUCCACAUGCUUUAAACAUGGUUCAUUAAUCUUUGGAGUCCCACACUCCUCCCCAUCUGUCACUUGUGUCACCUUAUUAUCUUGAAAAUGUGAUGGACUGCCAGUCUGAUGCAUGUAUGUUUUUCUUUAGUGUAAAAUAUCAUAUUUAUUUCGUUCAUUGCUAUUUAAAAGACUAAAUAUGAUUUGAUGAUUGUUUUGCCAGAGGCGGUGUCAACGUAAUAGAUGCAUGUCUUAUUAAGAGAUAUAUGGCUGAUUUUGCGUAGAGAAUAUUUAACGUAUAUAUCUUUUAGCAUGUAUCGUUUUGCUUGUGUUUUACAUAUUUCAUAUGUUAGAGCCUGCGUGUAAUGUUUGUUCUUUAGCGUGUUAUGUGUACGUUUUGCUUUGAUGACUACUACAAGCAUGAGUUUAUAGUAAUAGAUAGCAACAAUAAAGUCUCCAAAUUACUGCCCCACGUUGGAUGCCAAAUGUCACAGGGUGAUAAAAAUGUCCAGCCUGACUGGGACUCGAACCCGGGACCCUCGGAAUACCGUACCGCAGCUCUACCGAUUGAGCUAUCCGGCCGCUUACACAUCUUCUUCCCUAAAUAGUGAACCGUGAAUUAGGGACAUUGACCGUUGCCAGAACAUGACCCAUAUUGAUUUUGAGGUCAGUAGAUUAAAAUCAACAUGGCCUUGAUGACAAAAAUAGACCAUAUCGUCUAGCAAUGUAUACCUCAGUGCUUGCAGUGCUUUGAUUAUUCUAUAGGCAUGAUCACUGGUAAAUUCAUCUGUUCCAAUUGUCGGGUAUAUAAAAGUCGACCGUUGUAAUCUGCACUAUUACAUAAACCAUUAUAACGGAGUAGUGUUGACUAAGUGGACCUAUAUUUAAAACACAUUUACAGGAAAAAUUGUUUGAAUGUACAGAAUUUCCUUCUUUAAAUAUCUUUGACGUCAAUUCAGUGUAGUUUUUGCUAAACUUUCAAGACAUACAUUGUUAUUUUAUGUACGUUUAAAGCACGUGUUUACAGAAUGGAUAGAGAACGCAUGCAAUGGGGAGGAAAACUCGAGUAUUUGUUCACGUCGUUUGGAUACACUGUAGGGUUGGGAAAUAUUUGGCGGUUCCCCUACAAAUGUUACAUCCACGGCGGCGGGGCAUUUUUCAUUCCAUAUGUUUUGACAGUUGUGUUGUGCUCGUUCCCAAUUUUGUUUCUCGAAAUGUUCAUGGGUCAGUUUUCAUCUGAAGGACCGAUAACUGUGUGGAAAUUUUGUCCAAUUUUCAAGGGUGUUGGAUGGGCAAUUAUUUUCAAUAUUUUCAUGACGAAUAUAAACUAUAUCGUCAUCGUCAUGUAUUCAUUUUACUACAUGCUCGUGUCUCUUGUGAACAUUGGUGGUACGUUACCAUGGCAACAAUGCCAAAAGCCUUGGGCAACUCAAAAUUGUAGGAACGAGCCUUUUCCAAAUUAUAACGAAAUAAGGUAUGACAGUAAGAAAAUAAACACACUACAAAAUUACCUGGAUGUUUCUUGCAUGCAGAAAAUAAAACACUCACAAAAUAUUACUGUUGAUCCAGUUUCAUUUAGUAACUUCAUGGCACUGUAUAAAUCGUGUGAAAAAAUGUAUAAAUCACCGGAAGAAGAAUACUGGAACAGGUUUGUGCUCGGCGUUCACAAGUCUGACGGGUUAGAUGACCUCGGACCAGUGGUUGGACGGAACGCUAUAAUACUACUUCUUGUUUGGUUAAUGGUAUUCUAUUGCUGCGUUAAAGGCAUACGAUCACUAGCAAAGGUAGCCUAUUUUACAGCCUCGUUCCCGUUCUUGGUUAUGAUCAUUUUACUGGUUCGAGGUAUGACAUUAGAAGGUCAUGAAAUCGGCAUAAAAUAUUACACGGAACCAGACUACCGGAAGUUGUCCAACAUGGCUAUCUGGUCCAGCGCAGCAACUCAGGCCAUGUACUCCAUUGGCGUGGCUUUCGGCUCCCACAUUGCGCUUGCUAGCCACAAUAGGUUUAGUAAUAACGUUCUCCGGGAUGGUAUCAUUCUUGGAUGUGUGAACACUUUGACCAGUGUAUGCGUUGGCUUUGUCGUUUUUGCAUUCCUUGGCCACGCGUCGUAUACGCUCAACCGACCAAUAGAUACAAUCUUUGAUCAAGGGCCUGGUCUAAUAUUUAUCUCUUACCUGCAAGGAAUCUCACAGCUCCCAGGAUCUGCCAUGUGGGCGUUGUUAUUUUUCAUGGUGGUGUUAACACUGGGUGUUGACUCGGUUUUUAUCAUGGUCUGGACAGUUUAUGUGUCAAUUGAAGACGUGUUUCCAGACCUUUUCAAGAAGAAGGGCAAUCUAAUUUUAAUUGCUUUGUGUGUGGUACCAUACCUUUUGGGUCUUCCACUCAUUACAGAUGGUGGUAUUCAUUUAUUAGUUGUUAUGGAUCGUUAUACGGCAGACUUUACCUUAACCCUGUUUCUCAUCAUGGAGAGUGUAGCGGUAUGUUGGGUUUAUGGACUUCGACGCUUUAUAGCUGACGUUGAGAUGAUGAUUGGCCGGAAGUCGGGGCUGUUUAAAUGGUACUGGAUGGCAACUUGGGGGGUCACUGCUCCUGCAUUUGGCAUGUUUAUUUUUAUUGCGUCUGCGGUAGGAUACACUUCCGUUAGUUAUAAUGGUGUAACAACAACGCCAGGGGGAGAGGCAUUUGGAUGGAUAUUGAUAAUCACGCCCUUAGUGAUUAUGCUAGGCGUCGCUGGGUACCAAAUACGGAAAAAUGGCGGGAUAAAAGAAGCGAUGCACGAGGAGAAAGAUUGGGGCCCAAGACUUAAGGUCGACAGAAGUGGCCGUUAUGUGAAUGAGUAUAUACAUCCGAUAGGUCAGCGGCACAGAAUGGAUUCAGAUAGAUGUGAGUCAAGCUUUGCACCACCAACCUGUAACUCUGCCCAGGACCAGCUUGCUGACGUUAACAUUAAUGGUGGUUAUUUAUCGUGUGAUCUAGGUGGCAGUAGGGAUGUCACCAUUAACCCGGAAGUAAAUAAAUGGGGAUGGGGAGGUUGGGAAAAUAAUACAAUAUAGUAACGUAGACUUUAAAUGAUGUUGCUAUAUGUUGUUGUUGUUGUUGUAGCUGUUGUGAAAUUUAAUAGACAUUUGUACAUGUAUAUUUGUCUAACAUUAUUAUAUGUUUGCAUUUAUAAAUUUUCUUUAAAAGUGUCUUUCAGUUCUAAUAUUUGUAUGAUUGUGUUUCGUUUUGAUAUAAAUAAAAAAUGUAUGAUUUCCUUACAUUA
This is a messenger RNA of Ruditapes philippinarum (Manila clam), 3441 nucleotides long. RefSeq names its product sodium-dependent proline transporter-like. Gene Ontology annotation, cellular component: membrane. The coding region runs from base 1208 to 3232 and encodes 674 amino acids. The record is from RefSeq and is a predicted model, not a curated record. Gene Ontology annotation, biological process: sodium ion transmembrane transport. The transcript has 6 exons. Lineage: Eukaryota; Metazoa; Mollusca; Bivalvia; Venerida; Veneridae.